CGUCGCGGACGGCUAUUGUGUGAGCUGGCUGGCUGGCGAGCGCCUCCGUGUGUGUGCGCGUACGUACGGUACACACGUAGUCGGCACGCACACACACAGACACGCACACGUUCGGCAGAGUGCCGCCGGUAGUAUUGUGCAAGUGUUACACGCACACACACAUACGUUAAUGCGCGCAAUACACGCACGCACAUACGUCCGUACUCGGAGCUCGAGCUGAGCUGACGUCUCCCGAACGAGUGUGUGUGAUUUUCAUCUCCGUCGCCUCCCCAACCCCGACGUUCUACAGUAGUUUUUCGUGGGUAUUUUCGAUUUUUUUUUUUUUUCGCUAAAAUCCGAUCUGAUCAAAAAUUCGUCUAAAAUCACGUUUGCGAUCUCGUCGUCGUCGUCGUCGUCGGUCGCCAUCGCCGGCACGUACGACUGCAAGUGCGGUGCACGACGUCCGCCGCGGUCGGCCGUGCGCGUGACAUUGCGUUACCCGCUGUCCACCGGCCGUCGUUCCCGCGAGCACUCGUCGUUCCCCUUUUCGUGCGCUCUCGUCCGCGCUCGGGCGUCGAAAAACCAGCCGGGCGACCGUCUGCGCGGAAAACGAGUUAUAUCGAACACACUCUAGAAAAAAAAAAAAAAAAAAUUAAAAAUUAUAAUAAACAUAAAAUAAGAAACAUAAAUAAAAAGUAAAAGAUCGCCACCGUCCGCCGCGCGACCGUAGACGCGAGAGCGGGCGGGCGUGCGCGCGCGCGCGCUGGCGCGUGUGCGGCACUGACACACACGGUCGCUCUGUGAGAGCCGAGAAGUGUGUAGUCGUUGCUCCCACAGCGACGACGGUGACCGCCGCGGACGUAGUCGGUGACAGAGAGGAAACGCGCAUUCACCCACGGCGAUGGCGGGCAUUCAACAGGUCAGAACCGGCGCGGACGACGGUGUACGCUGGACGCAGACCGCCAGCACCACCACCACCGCCGCCGCCGUUGCCGUCGCCACACCCGGCACCACCAAGAGCAAGACACAUCCGCCGCCUUUGCGUACAAGCAUUGGAUUCUUUUCCGGUGAUAUAUUUCCAGCUACUAUCGUGGAGCCUUCGUCGAGCAGGAGCCGCUCGUUGCCAUCUCCGCCAAUCCAAUGGAUGUCAUCCCGUAGGAAGCAUGGGUUGCCAUCCAGAGGAAGCGUCGGGGAGGAACUGCGAAUGACUGCAGAGCCCUGUGGUGGUGGAGAACUGAUUCGGAUCACUACCCUGUCGUCGCCGGGACCGCAAAGUCCGUCGUCUAGGAGCCAGCACUAUGACCCGGAAUAUGCGAAAAUCGAAGCAUGGCUCGACGAGCACAGGGAUUUCGCUUACGAUUAUUUUCUCAGAAAAGCUACUAGAAACAUCGUGGACGCCUGGCUCGUUUCACACGCUUCGGCCAGCAGCUGUGGCGCGACUGGCGCCGGCGGCUGUGGAAGUGGCGGAGGAAGUAGCGGCGGAAACGCGACGAUGACGCCGACGGGCAUCGAACGUCAGCAAUCCAUAGGCACGUCUGGCUGCAGUGGUGGCGGUGGUGGCAAUAGUGGCACCACUACACCGGUUCGUAAGAUAUCUGCACACGAAUUCGAACGGGGCGGCCUAAAGCCCAUGGUGACCACUGUGGACGGUACACCCACAUUCCUCGCGUCUUACGAACACCCGGACGAGACGACUACGGCGCCGGUAGCAAGGAGACGGUCCAGACACGAGCUCCGGCAACUAGACGAGAAGCAGCUCAUCUUUGAAUUGGUGAAAGACAUAUGCAACGAACUGGACGUGCGGUCGCUGUGCCACAAGAUCCUGCAGAACGUCAGUACGCUGUUGAACGCAGACCGCGGCUCGCUGUUCCUUGUGCAGGGCGGCGGCCUGUCGGCGUGCCAGCACGAUCACCACCACCGGCCAGCGAAGCGCGUGUGCAGCCCGCGGAGACCGCACGCCAGCAUAACCGUCGGCUGUUUGAGCAAAGACGACCAUUCCGCCACCACGACCGCCACUGCCACCUCCACCACCUUCGCCGCCACUGCAUCCACUGUUGCAUCUACCGUGGCCGCGGCCGAGGAGCCUCCUCGCACCACCACCACCACCGCCGUCCACCACUCACAACAGAACCAUCUGCACCACAUCCCCCAGAACAGCAGCCAUCACCCCCAUCACCAUCAUCACCAUCAUCACCACCACAACAACAACAACAACAACAACAACAACAACAACAACAACUACAGCUACCGUAAUCUGCACCGCCAUUCGUCAUCUUCGUCGUCGUCGUCGGCGUGCAACGAACGUGUUCCUAUUGCGUCCUGCGACGCGCCGGCCCCGCAACCGGCUGUGCCCGUCGAAGAGGCUGCCGUCGGCGGCCUGACCGUCGGGUCGCCGAUAGGGUCCACCAACGUGGGCUCGCUGCAGACGUCGAUGAACGCGGCCGCCCCGCACCACUUCCAGGGCUGCCAGUCCAAGUGUUUGGUGUCCAAGCUGUUCGACGUGUGCUCGCGGUCCACGUUGCAGGAGAUGGAAAAGAAAAAAGAAAUACACAUACCGUGGGGCACGGGCAUCGUCGGGUACGUGGCCGAAAGCGGUGAUCCGGUUAACAUACCGGACGCAUACAAGGAUACACGUUUCAACCACGAUAUCGAUGCCCGCACUGGUUAUAAAACGCACAGUUUACUGUGCAUGCCGAUCAAAGAUUUCAAUGGCGAAGUAAUGGGUGUAGCACAGGUGAUUAACAAGAAAAAUGCACCGUGUUUCACUCAAAACGACGAGAAAGUUUUCGCUGAUUACUUGCAAUUCUGUGGCAUCGGUCUCAGAAACGCGCAGUUAUACGAAAAAAGUCAAUUAGAAGUAAAAAGGAACCAGGUGCUACUGGAUCUCGCGCGUAUGAUUUUCGAAGAACAGAGCACAAUAGAGCAUAUGGUUUUUAGAAUCCUCACCCACACGCAGUCGCUUAUACAAUGUCAAAGGGUCCAGGUAUUGCUGUUGCACGAGGCGUCCAAAGCGAGCUUUUCGCGUGUGUUCGACUUGGAAGCAAACGACUUGGAGGGGAAGGACAACGAGCGGACUAGCCCUUUCGAAAGCAGAUUUCCAGUCAACAUCGGUAUAACCGGUUACGUGGCCACUACUGGAGAGACCGUAAACAUUGCAAACGCUUACGAAGACAGCCGUUUCGAUCAGUCGGUGGAUGAAGACACUGGUUUCAAACACUCCACGGUGCUGUGCAUGCCGAUUAAGAAUUCGUCCGGUCAAAUCAUCGGAGUGAUACAAUUAGUCAACAAGUUUGAUGAUCUCUUAUUUACCAAAAACGAUGAAAACUUCGUGGAAGCGUUUGCCAUAUUUUGUGGCAUGGGAAUACAUAACACACACAUGUUCGAGAAGGCUAUCAUUGCCAAUGCAAAACAAAAUGUUACGUUGGACGUGCUUAGUUACCACGCUUCAGCUUCACUGGAAGACGCGCAAAAGUUGAGGGCUUUGCAAGUGCCAUCGGCUGUUACGUACAAUCUGUACGAUUUUUCUUUUGACGACAUUUAUAUGAGUGACGAUGACACAUUACUAGCAAGCAUAAGGAUGUUUAUGGAUAUGGAUUUGGUCGAACCUUUUCAUAUUGACUAUCAGGUCUUGUGUCGAUGGCUGUUAAGUGUAAAAAAAAACUAUCGAUCAGUGACUUACCACAAUUGGAGGCAUGCAUUCAAUGUUGCUCAGAUGAUGUUUUCCAUCAUUACUGCAACACGCUGGUGGCAAGUUUUUGGUGAUUUAGAAUGCCUUGCCCUCAUUAUUGCUUGUCUCUGUCACGAUUUGGACCAUCGUGGAACAAACAAUUCCUUUCAAAUAAAAGUUUCCUCGCCACUUGCACAGCUAUACUCAACUUCCACUAUGGAACACCAUCAUUUUGACCAGUGUUUAAUGAUAUUAAAUAGUCAAGGUAAUCAAAUUUUAGGUAACCUGUCUCCAAAUGAGUAUUCUCGCGUUAUUAAAGUAUUAGAAGAUGCUAUUUUAGCCACUGAUUUGGCUGUCUACUUCAGAAAACGAGGGAAGUUCCUAGAAUUAGUCCGUACGGGUAUGUACGACUGGACCAGAGAAGAAGAUAGAGAACUGUUUAGAGCCAUGCUAAUGACCGUGUGUGAUUUAGCUGCUAUAACCAAACCAUGGGAGAUUGAAAAACGAGUGGCUGAACUGGUGACUAAUGAAUUUUUUGAACAAGGUGACAUAGAAAGAAGAAAAUUUAAUAUCACACCCAUUGACAUAAUGAAUCGAGAAAAAGAAGAUCAGUUACCAAUGAUGCAAGUCGGGUUCAUUGACUCAAUAUGUUUACCCAUAUAUCAGGCAAUUGCUGAUCUGUCAGAGAAACUUGAACCACUGAUUGAAGGAGUACGACAGAACAAAACACAUUGGCUCGAAGAAUCACAACAGACUUAUCACCCACAGAGUCACAAGUAGAUGUAUAAUACAAUAAGAUAUAUUAUAUAUUGAUGUUUGUAUGUGUUAGUGUGUGUCUAUGUUUGAUUGUGUGUAUGUGUGUGUGUGUGUGUGUGUCCCGUAUUUCCAAACUAGACAAUGUCCACACUAUUGAAAAAAACCAAUCUACCUAACUUCCUUCUCAUUAGAAUAUAAGACUUAAAAAAACAUAAAUAUUAUUUUACCUUGUAUGUUUUUAGUUAUAAACAAAAUAGUAUUUUCUGUGUUAUAGACUUGUAUAAAUUAAGAUUAUAUAAUUUUUAAGAGUGACAUUAAUGUUUUUUCUUGUAUUUUGUACCACCUACCUUUUACUAAAUAAAUAGACAUUAGAAUAUA
This is a messenger RNA of Rhopalosiphum maidis (corn leaf aphid), 4780 nucleotides long. Its product is annotated as dual 3',5'-cyclic-AMP and -GMP phosphodiesterase 11-like. Bases 881 to 4426 code for a protein of 1181 amino acids. NCBI's taxonomy places the organism in Eukaryota, Metazoa, Arthropoda, Insecta, Hemiptera, Aphididae. Gene Ontology annotation, molecular function: 3',5'-cyclic-AMP phosphodiesterase activity; protein binding; 3',5'-cyclic-GMP phosphodiesterase activity. The record is from RefSeq and is a predicted model, not a curated record. Gene Ontology annotation, biological process: signal transduction. The transcript has 22 exons.